ACUUUGAGACCAAGAAUAUACAUUUCAACGUCUGUAUAAACAGCUCUAGAGCUUCAAAAGUAGAGCUCUCUGCUAUGCUGAAAACCAAAGAAGCAAAACACUAGUUUGAAGCUUCUCUCAGGACCUGGCUUCACAGAUAUUUCUAGGUCUUAUGUGGCCAUGGAAUGGUGCAUUUCGGGCAGUCGAAACAUGAAAAGCUAUGCAGAAAGCCGGUAUGAUCGGAUUGGGUCAUUCAAGGCACUGGUCAGUGCUGAGUCAAAGACACCGAGGUGGAGAUUGUUGUGGAGGAAGCUAGUGAAGACAAAGAGGAAGGUUUUUGACAGUUCAUCGUCGGCCCAGGUUUAUCUUACCUAUGAUCCUUAUACCUACUCUCAGAAUUUCGAUCAUGGCUUGGUGAUGUCCCACCCCGAUGACAGCUCCCGGUCUUUCUCCGCUAGGUUUGCUGUCCCUUCCAGGAUCUUUGAGAAGGGUGAAAUGGAGGAUUGACAUUUCGAUUUCACUUGUUUCCGCCGGAAAUAGUCUCCUUAUUUGAUCAGAAGUCAAAACGACGCUCGUGCUCAGGCAAGGGCAGCACCAAAAACAACUUGAUGGCAUCCAACUUAGUUGUCUCUUCCUAUGUCUGCCUGGCGUAGUUUUCUUUUUUCUUUUUUCUUUUUUUGGGUCAAAUAUGGCACCCAUUUCUAUGAGAUGCUUUUGGGCUGUGGGGCUGAUGCUGCACCGUCUGCCGGUUGCACAAGGUCCCAUCGCUCUCGUUAAUUAAAAAUUUGUACGCAGAUUUCAAUUGUUCAAACUUCUGGUCCACAGGGCAUUGU
This is a messenger RNA of Populus euphratica (Euphrates poplar), 812 nucleotides long. RefSeq lists its product as uncharacterized. The record is from RefSeq and is a predicted model, not a curated record. Bases 160 to 486 code for a protein of 108 amino acids. NCBI's taxonomy places the organism in Eukaryota, Viridiplantae, Streptophyta, Magnoliopsida, Malpighiales, Salicaceae. The transcript is spliced from 2 exons.